GUCACAGCUGACUCAGUUUAUAUAUCAGCAAUGACUGAAUCACACUGCUUCAGUCUAAAGGAAGCCACAGAGAAAGCUUAACAGCUGUGACAAAGAGGAAAAAGCAAGUGGAACACUGGUUUUCAUUUAAGAAGGCUGCUGGAGACACUGGUGACAUUUUAAUGCGCUGAUGGGUUCGACUGGAAGGAGCUGCCGACAGCACACAAUGACGAUGACAAGCCUGUCAGUGUCCGGGGAGCUGGCACUAGAUCCUCUGGUCAGUUGUAAACUGUGCCUGUGUGAGUGGCCUGCUGACAGGAUGAGCACCCUCCAAGCAUGUAACUGUGUCUUCUGUACCUCGUGCCUAAAGCAGUAUAUACAGCUUGCGGUCAGAGAAGGAUGUGGCGCACCCAUCUCAUGCCCUGACAUGGCCUGUUUGAAGAAUGGGACUUUCAUCGAUUCUGAGAUUGCUGAAUUCAUCCCUUCAGAUCAGGUUCAGUUGUAUCAGCGAUUAAAAUUUGAGAGAGAAGUGCAUCUGAAUCCAUAUAAAACCUGGUGUCCUGUUGCAGAAUGCCAGGCUGUGUGCGACAUUGAUUCAAAUAAUGUUGGACAUCUAGUGCAAGUCAAGUGUCCCACUUGCCAAACUGUGUUUUGUUCUGUCUGUAAGGCAGACUGGCACCUGGGACAUUCUUGUUCAGAAAGCCAAUCUCUCAAUCUACCAGCUGCUUUUGAUAACGGUGUUCCUAUCAGCAAUGACACAGAAGCUCCAAUCAAGCAGUGCCCUAUGUGCAGUAUCUAUAUUGAACGAAACGAAGGCUGCGCUCAAAUGAUGUGCAAGAACUGCAAACACACAUUCUGCUGGUACUGUCUUCAAAAUCUAAAUAAUGACAUAUUCCUGAGACAUUAUGAUAAAGGGCCAUGCAGAAAUAAACUGGGACACUCUCGGGCUUCUGUGAUGUGGAAUCGGACUCAGGUUGUGGGUAUCCUGGUUGGUGUGGGUAUACUUGCACUGGUGACCUCACCACUCUUACUCUUGGCAUCGCCUUGCAUUAUCUGCUGCAUCUGCAAGUCCUGUCGGGGAAAGAAGAAGAAGAUGAAACAGCAAGACCAGCCAACUACAUGAAAGAAAAAAAGAGGGAACCUAUAACCUAUUGGUGCCAAGCAUGCCAAUACAGGUCUCCACCAUUCAGGUCUUGGUGGAACAAGUGCCUAAUAUUUGUGUGCCUGCAUUCAGGUGGAGGGCUUUGUUAAAUUUAGUUUGAAUGCCGCAGCAGUCAUCCUGACUUUAUGAAGAUGCCGAGUAUUUGCAGUUAUAGUAUAAAACACAAGGAAAACAAAAGGAACACGUUUUAUAAAUUCUGUGAACUUUGAGGGCAAAAAAAAAAACAAACGCAUUUUCUCUUCAAGAAUUCACACUUUUUUUAUUGAAUUGUGUAUGCCAUUCUUAAGGAUUAAAACCAGUUAUUGAGUCUCUUAACAACCGCACAGUUUGCACCUCCAGAGAAAAAAAACUAUAAUUAUUCUAUUUGAAUUAUAAAAAAUGAAGAAUGGGCAGCAUAAUCCAUUGAUGCUAUUUCUGUCAUAAACUGGCUUAUUUGCAAUUUUCAUAGGGAUUGAGGAAACAUACUGCAGGUUCAAGAUGUAUAUAUGGUAUGGGUAAAAAAAAAAAAAAUUGCUAAUUUGCACCAUUUUUUUUUUUUUAACAAAACAUUAGUUAUUUGUUAUAUAAUACAUGCACUUUUGUUGUUUUUGUUCUAUAGCAUUUACAAAACGUUUACAAAAUGCACUAGGGUAAAUGCUUUGUGAAUAAAUAGUUCAAUACGGAAUGUGGUAGCCAGAAAGCAAAAUCAGUCAUAUGUAUGUCGGGCGAUUUACUUUUAAAUAAUUAUUUUGGUAUGUAUCUAGAUGUUCUGUUGAAUGAAAGGGUGCAUUCAACAUAUGGUAUAAAGUUGUAUAAAGAGAGAAAAAAUUAUGCCAAUUGCAUUGUUUGUGACAACCUUAGUUGUCUGUUUGCAUUGAGAUAUUUUAUGAGCACCAAAUGCUCUUAUACCUUUGCUGGUUACAAUCUUAGAUUUGAAGGUCGAAUUUAGGAAUACAUUUUCUAAACUUUUUUGGUGGCUAUCCACCAUUGGUACCUUAGCAUCAAACUUUAAGCAGGUAAAGUACAGCUAUAUUCAUUCUGUUUCAUUUCUAUGUGUGUUAAAUUCAGUGCACCAUGUGUUCCUGUUCUUGAGCAUAUUGGCGAAUGAAAAGAUUAUGUUAAUUCCCUCUGAAAAUAAUUCACAUCAGAACAACAACAGAGACCAAGUGGGGAAGGGUUCUCUUAUUCACAAUUUAUUGUAAACUUUUAUAGUACACUAUAAUCUGUGGGGUUUCUACAAGCAUUCACAAGGAAUCUGUUAAAUUUAGUUAUUGUGAAAAGAGUGACUCAUGUGAAUAAUACUAUUUGCCUUUGAUUUGGAUGUCCUUGUCUCAGAUGUUAUCAAUGUUUGCCCUUUUGUAGGUUGAUAACUUUAACUUAAGCAAGCUAAUGUAUUCACUUGGUAAAACCCUGUCAUUGUUGCUGAAAAUAAGUGUCUUAAACCUAAAACAUCUUAAACUGGACUUCAUUGGACUACAAACUGGGUAUCAAAGGAAGUUUGUAUAAAAACUAAGUGAGUUUUGUUAUUAUUUCUUUAUAUCUACUUGCUUUUAAGCACAUUGCAAUAUGUAUUUUGUGCAACGUAAGUUCUUAAGUUUGUAAUGUAUACAACAAAAGCAUUUUCAGAAUUUAUUUGUAACAUUGUGUUAAUUUAUUAGGCUUUAUUUUUCUUUGUCUCUUAUCCAAAUCAUGUAUAGCAGUAAACAUUCAGUGAAUAUGAAGAUGGUUGAAAACAAAAAUAUAUCCCUUUCUGAAUUGACCAGGUAACUUCUGUCUGAUUCUCAUUGUGAUUGGCUGCUGAAUAAAUCCUGCUUACUUUUCCAACAGAUCUUUGUUUCUCUCUAAUAACUCCUCUGUGUUAAAUGUUUUUUUUGUCAUGUGACUUCUAGCUUCUUCUGUCAACUCUUAGUUAAAGCAAGCAGACAGAACUAUGUGUAACCCACAUCACUUCACAGUCAUGACUGGUCUUUUUCUCUUUCAUUGCUGGGCAAUAUUUCAUUUUUACAAUAAAAUUGAAGAGUUUACUCGUUUGCUCUAAUUUGUGCAACACUACAUUUUCAGUUUAAAUGGUAAAUUUAUGGAAUAAAGUACCAAAUAAAGGUCUUUGGCAAACAGCUGAGAAUUUAAGCCAGACUUUACACUAGCAAUUUCCAAAUGGGAAAGAUAAGCAUAGUCUUGUCUUAAAAUGGAGUGAAUGCAAAACGUGUACCAGUAACAUGUCUUUGUAAUACUUAAAAGUAAAAAAAUAAAAAAAGGUUAUUUUUUUUUUAAUUUUAAUGCUUUAUAUUUAUAUCGUAAUAUGCAUCUCUUCACUUUUUAGCUUAGUAAAGGGCAAGUUUUGUGAUCUUUGUAAGAAUAUGCUAUUGUAUAUAGUAAAUGCUGUUUUUAAUUAUUUAAAUUAUAUCAAUUAAAGUGUAAAACUGCA
Messenger RNA from Polyodon spathula (Mississippi paddlefish), 3545 nucleotides. RefSeq names its product E3 ubiquitin-protein ligase RNF144B-like. Gene Ontology annotation, biological process: protein polyubiquitination; ubiquitin-dependent protein catabolic process; positive regulation of proteasomal ubiquitin-dependent protein catabolic process. The coding region runs from base 170 to 1102 and encodes 310 amino acids. NCBI's taxonomy places the organism in Eukaryota, Metazoa, Chordata, Actinopteri, Acipenseriformes, Polyodontidae. Gene Ontology annotation, cellular component: cytoplasm; mitochondrial membrane; ubiquitin ligase complex. The record is from RefSeq and is a predicted model, not a curated record. The transcript has 8 exons. Gene Ontology annotation, molecular function: ubiquitin conjugating enzyme binding; zinc ion binding; ubiquitin protein ligase activity.